AUGAAGAACACCACCACUCUCAAUUCUCAAAUGGGUAUUUGUGUCGGAAAGCCAGCCAAUGUUGCUCAUGCGUCUUCUGGUCAAUUUCUUGACGAUAUGAUCAAUAACAAGGUAAAAUCCAGCUCAAAAGAUUCCAAGAAUCAGACAAAAACAGUCACCUUCAACAAAGGUUCAAAAACACCCAGACACGAAAAUCUUCCUGUCCCCAUUAAUCUCAAAGCCUUUAGCUUGCAUGAUCUGAAAACCGCCACCAAAAACUUCCGACCAGAUAGCCUUCUGGGUGAGGGCGGUUUUGGUCAAGUUUUUAAAGGGUGGAUCGACGAGACCACCUUUGCUCCGGCCAAACCUGGCACCGGAUUAGUGGUGGCUGUGAAAAUACUCAAGGCUGAUAGUCGGCAAGGUCACCGGGAAUGGCUUACUGAGCUUGAAUAUAUGGGAAGGCUUCAUCAUAAAAAUCUGGUCAAACUCAUUGGGUAUUGUGAAGAAUGUGAAAACCGGCUUCUUGUGUAUGAGUACAUGCCUAAAGGAUGCUUAGAUAACCACUUGUUUAAAAAAAGUGUGCAACCGAUGCCGUGGGCCACACGGAUGCGGAUUGCCAUUGAUGUAGCAGAAGGGUUAGCUUUUUUGCAUAGUAAAGAACCGUGUAUCAUUUAUCGAGAUCUCAAGGCUUCUAACAUACUCCUAGAUACGGAGUUCAAUGCGAAGCUUUCUGAUUUUGGUUUAGCUAGGAAUGGUCCUGUAGGUGACAACACACAUGUUUCAACUAGGGUUGUUGGAACAAAUGGUUAUGCUGCACCUGAAUAUAUUGCAACAGGGCACUUGACUCAAAAAAACGACGUGUACAGUUGUGGUGUGGUUUUAUUAGAACUACUAUCAGGAAGACGAGCCAUAGCUGAAGAAAGAGCGGGUGGAGUCGAAGAGACAUUAGUCGAAUGGGUGAAACCGUUUCUAAGUGACACCAAACGGGUCCUAAGAAUCAUGGACACACGGUUAGGUGGUCAAUACUCAAAAAAGGGUGCACAAGCCGUGGCUGCACUCGCAUCAAAGUGUCUUCAUAAUGAUCAUAGGUUUAGACCACCUAUGGCUGAAGUUCUUGCUUCAUUACAAAAGAUUCAAAAUGUUCAAAAGGAGGUUGUUAGGGUUUCCCCUUGUAGGGAAGAAGGAAAGUUAGGGGGUUUUAAGGAGAUGAGUGGAGCUAUGAACUCAAGAUAGAAUGGUGUAGUUUUUUUGUUUGUUAGAAAGUUGGUAGAUAUAUGUAUGAUAGGUAGAAAGUUUAUUGCGUGGUGUACGACUUUUUAUGCAUGAUGUGCAACUUUUAGUGCGUGAUGUAGAAGUGAUUGUAGAUAGCAAGUGAAAACGAGGUCCUCGGUCAUUAUUAAGUGGUUGAAGCAAGUCGUUUUAAUAAACAAGGUCCUUGUUCA
This is a messenger RNA of Lactuca virosa, 1421 nucleotides long. The record is from the annotation of a GenBank genome assembly. Lineage: Eukaryota; Viridiplantae; Streptophyta; Magnoliopsida; Asterales; Asteraceae.